This is a messenger RNA of Rhagoletis pomonella (apple maggot), 2324 nucleotides long. Its product is annotated as protein suppressor 2 of zeste-like. Gene Ontology annotation, molecular function: promoter-specific chromatin binding; metal ion binding. Gene Ontology annotation, cellular component: PRC1 complex. The record is from RefSeq and is a predicted model, not a curated record. Lineage: Eukaryota; Metazoa; Arthropoda; Insecta; Diptera; Tephritidae. Gene Ontology annotation, biological process: negative regulation of transcription by RNA polymerase II. The transcript has 6 exons. The coding region runs from base 1683 to 2324 and encodes 213 amino acids.
UCGAAUUGUGCAGUUCGUGUGGCGCGGCUGAUAGCGGACGACAAAAUAAAUAUUUGAUGUUCCGGCGCGGCGCUUUUUCCUACUUUUCGGAGUGAAUUUCGCUUUGGCAAAACUGAAGUGCAUUGAAAUUGAAUGAAAACAGUAGCUAAAACGCUGACUAGCAGAAAGUGGCAACAGCGAAUUGUUGUUGCCGCUGCGAAGGUAUUCGAGAAAUCGAUAAGAAAAACAAGUGCAAAAGAAAAAGCAUCGUGAAAAAGGGCGAAACAAAAGUAAAUAAAAAAUAAAAUAAAAAAAACGAAAUUGCGAAGGGAGGCAAAGGAAAGGAAAGCGGCCUAGUGCAAUGUGCGCAAAGUGGGCCGCGCGCUGAAUGGUGGGAGCGCAGAGAGUGUGCAACGUGCGAGCGGUUCGUGAAUUGUUGUUAAAAAUCAAUAGAAAUGUUAGUAUAUAAAAUUUGGUUUUUUCAUGGUAAAAAUUUGCCGGUUACGUGUUUACGAAAGCGAACAGUUUUUUCGCUGGAUGAAAGAAGUGUUUUGAUAAAAAAAAUUCUGUGUUUUCUAUGAAAUCUAUUAAAGUGAAAUUUGGUUGCUUUUGCAGUGCACAAAUAACUUAAUGUCAGCAACCAUUUUUCGUACUAUGCUUACCUCUAUACGGGCGGGUGUGUGCGUGCGUGCGUGUAUUUGAAAAUUUUCAAAUGGGAAAAAUUUCACUUUGCAUUCGGCGCUCAAGUGUGAAUAUACAUAUAUGUAUGUAUGUAUGUAUAUGGAGAUACGCUCGUACAAAUGUCAAUACGUCUGUGUGAGUGUUUGUAAAUUUGAACAGUUCCAUAUGUGAAUGAGCAGCUAGAGCGGUCAAGUGAAGAGCAAACGGUAAAUUAGUGAGGGCAUUCAUAGGCAAACACUUGAGGCACACACACGCACACUCAUGUAUUUGUGCGUAUAUAUAUUUGAUAAGGCGCCUCGUUCGUACGCUUGACUAUCAAGAACAACAAAUAUAAAAGUCGUCGUCGUCGUCGUCAUUGUCGUCACGCAUACGCGGCCACGCAUUUGUAACGCGACACAGCAAGACGCCGCGCCGCGCUGUGACAUUUGUUAUUUAUUUCGUAUCUAGCCCGGCUCGUUUCGGUUGCGGUGCGUUCGCAUUGGAAUUUCGACAAAAAUAUCGCCAACAUAAACAAAAACAACUAAGUAUGUACAUAUGUACAUGCAUGCAUGCAAUGUAGACAAAAUAAUGUUCAAAUGUGUGACGGCGAAUUCGGCGGCGAAAACAUUGGGUGCAAAGUGGGCGAGAAGAGCGAAUUGAACGCCAAAUAGUGGUAGGGGCAGUGGCAGUGGCAGCGGCACCGACGACGACGAGGCGAGCGGCGUAGAAAGUUCGCGUUCGGCGGCACACGAACUUUGCUGCUUUUCUUCGUGCCGCGGCUGCUUUUCGGCUUAAAUGUGUAUCUACUGCAAAUUCAGAAAAAAAAACGAAUAGAUACAAAGCUGACAACAGAUACACAGUGGAUGCGCAGUACUGAACUGGCGCUAGCUGUGAGCAUACAUAAAUAAAUAACGAAAGAGGCUACUAAAAAAUAGACAUUUACUAAAUGCAAAUGCGUGUGUGUUUUAAGAGUUGUAAACAAGCUUAGAAAGCAAAAAAGUAAAAAAUUUAUAAAAAAAUAAACUAAAAGAGAAAUAGUCAAAAUGAAGCUGCAAUCACCAACAAAAACGCUAAAAGUGCGCGAAUUUAACGAAUUACUGAGCUGCUCUCUAUGUGAAGGCUAUUUGAUAAAUCCUACAACGGUGGACAAUUGUUUGCAUACAUAUUGCCGCAGCUGUAUUGUUCAACAUUUACUCGGCGAAGCAUGCUGUCCGCAAUGUAAGCUUGCUGGAGGUGUCAAACAAAUCAAUGUGACCAAUUUGAAAUCGGAUGAUGUGCUGCGCGCAUUAAUCUUCAAAUUGGUACCUGGUUUGUAUCAAAAGGAACGCGAACGUGCAUUACAUUUCAGAGCCACACAGCACAAUGGGCAACAGAAAACGGACGACGACGAAGCGGUUAGCAUCGAUAGCUGUGAGCAGGACACAAUUGAAGAGAAUUUCUUUGCGCCAGCUGAACCAAUUAGUUUGUCAUUGGAAUAUCAUCCGGCGUUGCUUGAAGGCUGUAGCACGAGUCAAAUUCCACCAGUUCGCUACCUACAAUGUCCAGCUGGUGUGAAGAUAUUUAGAGUAUGCAUUUAUGUUUGUUCGCACGGCAUAAUCCAGCCAGCAAAGUCUCAAUGCGCCAUACCUGAGGACGAGGGUUUAGUACUCAACUGCCAACCCAGCCCGAAAUUGUACUCAAACUAA